Messenger RNA from Lottia gigantea (owl limpet), 402 nucleotides. RefSeq lists its product as hypothetical. The transcript has 2 exons. The record is from RefSeq and is a predicted model, not a curated record. Gene Ontology annotation, molecular function: calcium ion binding; enzyme regulator activity. Lineage: Eukaryota; Metazoa; Mollusca; Gastropoda; Lottiidae. The annotation marks the transcript as partial.
AUUUCAGAUUAUAAAGAAGCGUUUUCGCUAUUUGACAAAGAUGGAGACGGGACUAUAACGUCUGGUGAGCUAGCUACUGUGAUGAGAUCUCUUGGCCAAGAGCCGUCUGACCAGGAGCUACAGGAUAUGAUCAACGAGGUGGACGCUGAUGGUAAUGGUACGGUAGAUUUUGAAGAGUUUCUUCAGAUGAUGUGCCGGAAGUUAAAGAAAGCUGAUAGUGAGGAAGAGCUCCGCGAAGCAUUCCGUGUGUUUGAUAAAGACGGUAAUGGAUAUAUUAGUUCUAAUGAAUUGAGAUUUGUCAUGUCUAAUCUGGGAGAGACUCUAUCUGACAAGGAAGUUGAUGAGAUGAUUAGAGAGGCUGAUGUAGAUGGAGAUGGCAUGGUGAACUACGAUGGUAAGUAA